Messenger RNA from Mya arenaria, 801 nucleotides. Its product is annotated as complement C1q tumor necrosis factor-related protein 4-like. The transcript has a single exon. Gene Ontology annotation, molecular function: protein binding. The record is from RefSeq and is a predicted model, not a curated record. NCBI's taxonomy places the organism in Eukaryota, Metazoa, Mollusca, Bivalvia, Myida, Myidae. Bases 1 to 801 code for a protein of 266 amino acids.
AUGUUUCGUUUUAUAACAUUUAUCAUAGUGUUGUUUCUUCAAAUAAUAAACCAUACAGUCUAUGCUAAGGAGAUACAAAUAGACGAGACAAACGGGUUGAUUAUAGAACUACAAAAGGUGAUAUAUGACAUCAAAGGACGUGUUAAUUCUUUAGAAACUGAAGUUGUUAACCUACGACACGAAAACAAUGAGCAGCAAGAACUGAUUGGACAGUUAAGAAACGAAAUAGAUAUACAAGGAAAAUCACUCAAUCGAGAAAUCAAAGAAGAGACAAAUCCUAGCAUAACCAACUCUGGCUUUAACACCAGCGACGCCAGUGUUCCAAGCGACGUAAAUAUAGCAAAUGUAUUUCCGCUCCAUCCGUUACCGCGUUCGAGACGCGCGGUGGCCAACAUCGCAUUUUCCGCCUACCUGACGCACACUCAAUCCCACCAAACAAACACAGCCGUCAGGUUCGACAAGGUGCUCCUGAACGACGGAAAUGGUUACAAUGCGUUCACAGGGGCGUUUACGGCGCCCCUUUCCGGUGUGUACAUGUUCUCUUUCCAUUUCGAUAGUCACACUCUCUCCUUCCUGCAGCUGGCCAUCAACGGUGUGAACCAGGUGGACGCUGUCGCCAACCGCCACGUGCUCAACGAUUUCAACGACCGGAAGGCGCAGUCCAUGGGAGGUAACACUUGCAUCGUGCACGUGGAUCACGGACAAGCGGUUCAGGUGCGAGUUUACGAAAUUCCGGAUGCUGAGGUCGCUUCAAGUAACACUUUCAGACUAUCGACUUUCUCUGGAGUGCUGUUGUAUUGA